AAAGAGAGAGAGAGAGAGAGAGAGAGAGAGAGAGAGAGAGAGAGAGAGAGAGAGAAAGCGUCGUUUAUUAUGGGACAAGUCCCCUCGAGCGCAAGGACUUAUUAACAAAGGAAUAAAGAGAGAAUUUGACCGUAUUUCUCAAACAGUACAUGAAAUAAAGUGAAAUAGAAUAAAAUAAUGUGAAAAGUAUACGAUAUUAAAACUGAAUAAAGAAAAUUAACGCGUGUAUAUGCAUGAGAACGUAUGCGUAACAUAUAAGAGUGCAUGUGUGCGUGUGUGUGUGUGUGCUCACAGGCAUAUAACGGAGAGAAAGAGAGGUGAUAGACAAAGCGGACGACUAAACGCGGGGAUAACUCCGACAGCUCGCGAUUAAAGAUAAGAGCCCGGGAGAUAAUACGUGCGCGCGAGACAAACAGUGGAUGUGAAGUGAUAAUUCACCGAGAGCGACACAGUGAACGAUUAACAUUAACCCCCCCCCCCUCCUCCCCCUCCAGGCAAACAGACCGCCAUUAUCAUUACCAAAACAGCGGGAGAUCCUCGGCGCCGACACUACGUUUCUCGCCGACAAGAUGAUGGGCAAACGGACGCAGUGUUAUCUGUGCGACCUGCCCAGAAUGCCUUGGGCGAUGAUAAUGGACUUCUCAGAGCCGGUUUGUCGCGGCUGCGUCAAUUACGAGGGCGCCGACCGCAUCGACCUAGUCCUCGAGUCGGCCAAGCAGCUGAAAAAAGCGCACGGUUUUCAAGACGCCCGGCCGUCCGCCUCCAAGACGUAUCGUACUGGUUCGGGACACACCGAGCACAACGGCGGUACCAAUCUCGACGUCCUGCCGAUUCAGAACACGCCACAGGGUAGUCAUACGCGUCAUCACAACAUCGGCGGUUACUCGCAGUUACACCAUCGUAACUCCAUCACCGAGUUCACCUCGGGAACAGCGGCGGCGGCCGCUGCCGCCGCCAGGCAGCAGGUCGGUCGUCAACACGGUGACGAGAGCCACGAAAUCGCCAACAGCAUAAGGAACAAUCCACCGCGCUUAUCCAACGCCCAUCUGGCCGCGGUGGCCGCGCAUCAGAUGACCCUGCACAAUCGCGGCAUUACCCAGCUCAAACGCGGCAUCUCCGCGAUCGACGAGGAUGAACACGCUGAGAAACGACUGUCCCUGGAGGAGCAGCAUCCAGUUAGACCACCGCUGACACGCGGGGACUCUCUACCGGCGGUCAGCUUGGCCGUCAGCUACGUGGACCGGAACAAAGAGAAGCAUCCGGUGAGGGCGCCCAGCUUCGAGACGGCGACUACCUUCAAGGCCAACGGAGCAUACGUUGGACCAUCUAUACCAUUGGCACCUGCCAAUGUCGCGGCCAAUGGUGGAGGAUCGCCUCUUCGUCCAAGAACGAGUCCUCCACCACCGCCACCGCCGAAUCAAGAAGGCGCCAACGAUAAUUCACAAUCGAAUCAUCAUCAGAGCACAGCGAAUGGUCCAUCGCCAAUGGCCGCUUUAAUGUCAGUCGCUGACAAUCUAACAUCGCCUGAGCCGGUACCACAGCCGCCGAACAAUCCCAGUCCCACCAGCAGAAGUCCACCGACUACAGCCGCGAACGCUCAGCAACGCAGUGCUUCUAGAGGCUCCCAGCACAGUCCGAAUAGUUCAGGUUCGUCGGGCAGACGGUCCAGUAGUUCAAGGCAGGUGUCAUCCACGACCGUGACGACAUCCUCGGAGGGCGCAGUUGCUCAACCGACUGCCGGCUCUGAACCGGUCACGGCACCGACCCUCAAGUGUACUCUGUGCCAGGAACGCCUGGAAGACACGCACUUUGUGCAGUGUCCCAGUGUGCCACAUCACAAGUUCUGCUUUCCAUGCAGUCGAGACAGCAUAAAGAGACAAGGUGCCGGCUCAGAGGUAUAUUGUCCGAGCGGCGAGAAAUGCCCGCUGGCGAACAGCCAGGUACCGUGGGCCUUUAUGCAGGGUGAGAUAGCUACCAUCCUAGGCGAGGAUAACGCGGGCACCGGGCUCAAAGUCAAGAAAGAAAGAGAAUCUUAAAAAUUCUCUUUCAAUGUCGAAUCAGGGCUCAAAUUUUCUGUUCCUCUUUGUACAGAGGAGCUAUUAUGGUUGGAACCGUGAAGGGUUUCACCGAACGCUUUUGGUAACGGUGAUAAAGACUCGUUGGCGACAUGCGGGAGAGCCAACGAAUGAUUCGAGCCAAAGACGUUGUCUGGUGCGAUACGGAUUCUCACGAAGUUGAUGUUGACGUCAAUGAUAAGGGGAGUACUAUGGGAGAGGAGGGAAAACGAAAGAAAGGGUGGAGAUAAGGUUGAGGGAGGGAAAGUGGACGAUUUGAUUUUAUUCGAAGCCGGCGGUUGAUGACGCGUUUUAGUAAUGUGAUCGGUAUCGUACGGUAUUUUAUCUUUUGUGACCCGUUUUGAGAAGAAGUCUUUGGUAACUUGCAUAUUGGCGGUCGAUUGUUCUGCUGCACACAUGUACAUAUGAAUUUCGUAGAGAUCGGUUGAAUUGACACGACGGAAAGCAGCACAUUAUUUUUCGCGGAGCGAAAAUUUAGAGGAGCAGUGCGCGACGUUGGGAUCGCGACGAUAGUGAUGAUGCUGAUCAUUUGUUGCCCGGUUGGGUUUGUACUUAGGCUCGAUAUGCCUUUCUUCAUUGUCUCUUGUAUCGCGGGCAUAAUUGCCUGCGUUAUUUUACACACACACACACACACACACACACGUAUACAAGACAUACACACAGGCAAGUAUAUACUAUAUACAAUGUACAAGAACACAUUUCACGCACAUUUCGAAACGGAAACUUGACUUGGUAUUGCGAAACGCACGCGACCACAUUGUACUUUUAUUUUUUUUUUUCGCGUUUCCAUUGGAUGAUUAGAGUCGUGGAUUUAAUCGGGAGACACGGUCGUGUCUUGGCGCUAACAGGAAGUGUAGAAAUAGCGCGAGACCAGUCAUGUCUCUUUAUUAAUGACUAACGCGAGAGACAAGUAUUGUCUCCGUGGCUAUCGCCGCCCCUUUUUCUAUUCUUUCGUUUGUAUACUCUUUCUACUUAUACUCUUCACUCGUUGUAUUAUAUAAUAAUUAUAUAAACAUACGGCGGACACAUAUUCGGACCCAGCGCACGGGUUUUUUGUACAUUGUGUAUAUGUGUACAUACCUACAUUAUUAAUAAAGCGUAUAACUAAAAGAA
Atta colombica is the source of this 3188-nucleotide messenger RNA. It is a transcript of the gene Pits, whose product is annotated as interferon regulatory factor 2-binding protein-like B. Gene Ontology annotation, cellular component: nucleus. Lineage: Eukaryota; Metazoa; Arthropoda; Insecta; Hymenoptera; Formicidae. The coding region runs from base 570 to 2036 and encodes 488 amino acids. Gene Ontology annotation, molecular function: transcription corepressor activity. The record is from RefSeq and is a predicted model, not a curated record. Gene Ontology annotation, biological process: regulation of transcription by RNA polymerase II. The transcript is spliced from 5 exons.